Messenger RNA from Centruroides sculpturatus (bark scorpion), 1773 nucleotides. RefSeq names its product glucose dehydrogenase [FAD, quinone]-like. The record is from RefSeq and is a predicted model, not a curated record. Bases 1 to 1773 code for a protein of 590 amino acids. NCBI's taxonomy places the organism in Eukaryota, Metazoa, Arthropoda, Arachnida, Scorpiones, Buthidae. The transcript has 11 exons. Gene Ontology annotation, molecular function: oxidoreductase activity, acting on CH-OH group of donors; flavin adenine dinucleotide binding.
AUGUUAAACAUAAAUUAUGUUCCCUUUUUUCUCUUUCUGCAGCUUUAUGUUACUUGUGACGAGCAUAAACAUGUAUUCGAUUACAUUAUAGUUGGUUCAGGACCUGCAGGAUCAGUUAUAGCCAAUAGGAUUUCUAAACUACUAUCCCUUAAAGUUCUUAUGUUAGAAGCGGGAGAACUGCCUCCUUUAAUGUCUCAAGUUCCACUUUACCCUUUAAAUUUAGCUCGAACGAGUGUCGAUUGGAAUUUUACAACUAUACCUAGUAGAACCAUAGCUCAAGGUCUUAAAAACAGGCAAAAUAGAAUUAUAGCAGGAAAAGCUUUAGGUGGAUCCACAGCUUUAAAUUUUAACUUAUUUGUACGUGGAAACAAAAGGGAUUACGAUAACUGGGCGAGACAUGGCGCCAUAGGUUGGGACUGGAAAAGUGUCUUUCCUUAUUUUCUAAAACUCGAAGACAAUCGAGAUUAUCAUAUAGUACGCAAUGGAUAUCACGGUGUUGGUGGUAAUGUUGUUAUACAGACACCACCAUUUCAUUCACCAAUAACAGAAGGUUACUUAAAAGCAGCCAUAGAAAUUGGAUAUGGUAAUGGAGACUUCAAUGCAGAGCCUCAGGCAGUGUUUCAACCAGAGCAAGGAACUAUUGAUAGAAGAGGAUGUUGGGGAGCGCUUCAAGCUUAUAUUAAUCCUGUACGGGGUAGAAGAAAUCUUUGGAUCCUGACUUCAGCAUUUGUUCACAAGAUAUUGAUCCAGAACAAAUAUGCUUACGGUGUUAAGUUCGAACACCGUGGACAGACCUACGAAGCUUAUGCCAAACACGAAGUGAUCAUAUCUGCUGGAGUGUUUAAUUCACCGAAACUAUUAAUGCUAUCAGGAAUCGGACCAAAACGUACUUUAGAGAAGUUUGAUAUUCCUAUUGUAGCGGAUUUACCGGUUGGAAGAAAUCUUCAAGAACAGCCAUCCACUUCUGGUAUGACAUUUGCAGCAAAAUCAUAUACUUACUCCACAGAACGUAUCACCGUACUGGAUUACAAUAAAUUUUUAGUCAAUGGCACAGGUCCACUAACAUCUUUAGGAGGAAUUGACACAAUUGGAUUUGUAAAUUCUAAAUACAAUGAUGAUCCUGGUUGGCCAGAUAUUGAAAUGUUAUGGUUUUCUUUAUCAGCUGCAUCGGAUAAUGGCGCAGUUUUAAGACACGCGGCAAACUUAAAAGAGGAAGUAUGGAAGAAAAUGUUCGAACCCUUUAUAUCGAUUGACACAAUAGCGUGUUUUCCGUAUCCAACACGUCCAAAAAGUAGAGGAUUCGUUACCAUUAGAUCUAGCGAUCCUCACGACGAUCCUCUCAUUGAUUUAAAAUUUUAUUCGAAUCCCUAUGACUUAAAAAUUAUAGUUGAAGGUUUGAAAUACUGCCUGAAAAUGGCAUCCACGGAAGCAAUGAGAAAAUUUGGAGUUUAUCCACUUCCAGUAAGUGUCCCCGGCUGCGAACAUUAUAAGAGAUUCACUGAUGAAUAUCUCGCUUGUGUAGCGACAACACUUCCAUUUACAGUAUAUCAUUACUGUGGAUCGUGUAAAAUGGGAAGUGUUGCCGAUCCUACAACUGUGGUUGAUCCAACACUCAAAGUUAAAGGUGUAGAAGGACUAAGAGUAGCGGAUGCUUCCAUAAUACCAUUUGUAGUAACUGGGCACUUAAACAUUCCAACUUACAUGAUUGGGGAGAAGGCUGCUGAUAUGAUUCUGUCUGAUUUACUUCAUAAACAUAAACAUGAACACAAAUAA